GUCGUUAACACCUCCCGCUGGCCGGCUCCCCCCGUACCUCUACCCCCCGCUGAUUCUGAUGGAACUGAGUUGAGUCUCGAGGUGUGGGUCGAGGAGGACGUAUCAGGUGCUAUUUAUAAUCUGGGUUAGCGCACUGCUGUCAGCUCUCACUGGAUGAAACGGGAGGAAAGAUGUUGUUCGUUACAGUUGUAGCCAGUGUUUAUUUGGCGUCAGUCGUCGGUGAAACGGACCCCGCUGUGGACCGGGCGUAUGUUGCUGCUGUGUACGAGCACAAAGUAAUCCUGAACCCGAACCCCCGCGUGCCCGUGUCCCGCCAAGUUGCUCUGCAACACAUGCAGAAAAACCUGGCUAUCUACGAGAAGCAGGCAGCCCUGGCAGCCCAGCAGAGAGCUCAGAUCCUGGUGUUUCCAGAAGAUGGUAUUCACGGAUUUAACUUCACUCGUUCAUCCAUCGCUGGCUACCUGGAAACCAUUCCCGACCCCCAGAAGGAGGAGUGGAACCCCUGCUUGGAGCCACGCAGAUACAACAACACUGAGGUUCUCCAGAGAUUGAGCUGUAUGGCUCUUCGUAACAAACUCUACCUGGUGGCAAACAUGCCUGACCUGCAACCCUGUCCACUGAAGAUGAGCUCCACCUCGUCCUGUCCUCCUGAUGGGCACUGGCAGUUCAACACAAAUGUGGUUUUCAGUUCAAAAGGCCUUCUGGUGGCACGCUACCACAAACAAAACCUCUACUUCGAAGAGUCCUUUGACACACCUCCAGAACUUGAAGUCAUAACAUUUGAUACAGAGUUUGCUGGAAGGUUUGGCCUCUUCACCUGUUUUGACAUUAUGUUUCAUGAUCCUGCAGUGGUCCUGGUGGAGAAGGGUGUACGUCAAUUCGCCUUUCCGACGGCCUGGAUGAAUGCGCUCCCCCUGCUGGAUUCAGUUCAGUUUCAAAGGGCAUUCAGUCUGGGUGCCAACGUCACCUUACUAGCUGCCAACAUUCGUAAUGGCAAACGCAUGAAAGGAAGUGGCAUCUACACCCCGUUUUCUGCCACCUACCAUCAAGCCUGGGAAGGAGACCCAGAGGAGGGCAGGCUCCUGGUGGCCAGCGUGCCAGUUUUAGAGCCACUGGGAGUGAAACAGAAUACAGCCAAAGAGGAGGGGGCAGGUGGUGGUAAGUCCACAUCAUCAGUGGCUGCAGACUCUGGGUACUGCUCCCAAGACAACUGUGACAAUCCUCCUCCUGAUUCAGGCCCUUCCUCUUACUCGACCUUCGUCUCAUCCAUGAUGCACGACCCAUUUACAUUUGUCUUCUUGAACGAGACCAAGGGCAAUGUUAAAGUGUGCAACGGGACUUUCUGCUGCCACCUGCACUACAGGUGGAUACUGCAAGACCGUAAAGAGCUCUAUGCACUCGGUGUAUUUGGAGGACUGCACAUAUAUCAUGGACAUUACGGGCUGCAGGUGUGUGCAGUAGUCCGUUGUGCAGGGUUGGAUCAGAGCUCCUGUGGGAAGGUGGUGGAAGAAGCAGAGUCUAAAAUGGACUUCCUGUUGGAGGGGAUCUUUGACACCAAAUACGUGUACCCAUCCAUUCUGACAAGCCGAAUGAUCCUGGAGCAGCCAGAGAAUCUGGAGAAAGCCGCAGAUGGGAGAGUGACCAUGACACAUUCAAACAUGAAAGCUGGCCUGGUCACCGCCUGCCUGUAUGGACGAAUGUACCACCUAGACAAACAAUGGAUCAGAAAUGAUUAAGAGCAGCUCUGUGUUCUGUCAUAUAAAAUAAAUCAUAACAAAUGUCUUUAUUCAUCUAAUUAAUCUACUUAAUCUUUACAGUAGUGAUGUUGCAAUGAAGCUUCAUGAAGCAUUGAAGCUUUCUAUUCAGUCAGUGAACCCAUGGGUUGAAGCUUCACGGUGCUUCAUUUGCUCUACUGCGCCAUCAAGUGGACAGUCAAUGUAAAACAGGCAGACUGACUAUAAUCACACCAAGGCUUUGGUGCGUGAAAAUUUGAACAGAAAAUGAUUUUUGUGAUUGUAAUAAAUAAAUCCUGAGCUAACCAA
Molecule: messenger RNA, 2042 nt
Organism: Archocentrus centrarchus (flier cichlid)
Lineage: Eukaryota; Metazoa; Chordata; Actinopteri; Cichliformes; Cichlidae
Product: biotinidase-like
Exons: 7
Coding region: 171-1736 (521 amino acids)
Molecular function (GO): hydrolase activity, acting on carbon-nitrogen (but not peptide) bonds, in linear amides
Source: RefSeq, a predicted model, not a curated record